GUCAGCCGUAAAGCAAUGGACUAGAUGACAAUAAUGAUAUGAGAUAACUGAACACUGUAACGGUACUUUACAGAGAUUUCUCAGUCUGAAGCUGUUAAAUCCCGAUAAAGUUUGAUAUUUCCAGUUUGCCAACCUCUCACUCGUCGCCACGUCCAAGCAAAGUGUUUUUAUUUAAUACCCAGUGUCCCUCUGUGAGGCGAGAAAGCGACGAGAGCCAGUGGAAGAAGAAUUGCUUUUAGCCAGUCAUUGCCAUGGCCUCCGAAAGCGGCGAUAGCAACAUGGAUAGAGAAAUGAUUCUGGCCGACUUUCAGGCUUGCACUGGAAUUGACAACAUUGCAGAGGCAAUCACUCUGUUAGAGCUUAAUAACUGGGAUUUAGUGGCAGCCAUCAAUGGAGUGAUACCACAGGAGAAUGGGAUCUUACAAAGUAACUUCUCCGGUGAGGCAAGCCAGGCCAGCAUGUACGGACCUCCAAGCCAUUCAGAAGCAGCCGAUGCAGCAGCCGGAGGUGCAGUUCCUCCUACCUCCUCUUCGUCUUCUUCCUCCUCUCCUCCAUCGUCCUCGACUUCAGCUUUUUGCCCCAGCAACUCCUCCUCCCGACAAAUUGUAGAGCGUCAGCCCAGGAUGCUCAACUUCAGGGUGGAGUACCGGCAGCGCACCGUAGAGCUGGUACUGGAGGAAGGCAGCACAGUCGGCGAAAUCAAACAAAUCCUCGAGACAGAGCUUGCGGUUCCAGUGUCCAAAAUGCAGCUGAAGGGAUGGAAGAGUGGAGAUGUAUCUGAUAGUACGGUGCUGAGAAGUUUACACCUGCCCAAGAACAACAGCCUGUAUGUCCUGACCCCAGACAUCGCCCCUACUGCCAGCACCAGCAAACACAGUGCGCUCCAAGAAUCGUUAAACCAGAACUUCCUGCUGGUCAUCAGCCACCGCGAGGCCCAGAGGGACUACAGUCUCAACUUCCCUGGCUCCAAAACCAUACAGGAGGUGAAGAGGAACAUUUCAGACUUGACCAACAUCCCUGUCCGGCAUCAACAGUGGGAGGGAUGGCCCGCCUCAGCAUCUGAUGACUCCAUGACGCUAGCUGUCUCUGGAAUCAGCUAUCCUUGCCAUCACCUCACUGUUUGUCGAAGGUCUUCACCAGCCAAUUCCCAGGAGCCCACAGAAGAGUGUGCAGAUGUCCAUAUGGUCAGUGACAGCGAGGGGGAUGAUUUUGAGGAUGCAUCAGAGUUUGGUGUGGACGAUUCAGAGAUGUUUGGAAUGGGCUCUUCUACCUGUCGGAAAGCACCUAUGAUGCCAGAAAAUAGUGAGAAUGAAGCUGAUGCCUUACUGCACUUUACUGCCGAAUUUUCUUCAAGGUAUGGAGAGACCCACCCCAUGUUCUACAUUGGGUCUUUGGAGGCAGCAUCUCAAGAAGCCUUUUAUGGCAAAGCCAGAGAUAGAAAGCUGCUGGCCAUCUACCUCCACAAUGAUGACAGUGUCCUCAGCAACGUCUUCUGCUCCCAAAUGAUGUGUGCUGACUCCAUUGUCUCCUACCUGAGCCAAAACUUCAUUACAUGGGCCUGGGAUGUCACUAAAGAAGCUAACAAAGCCAGACUACUCACCAUGUGUACGAGGCACUUUGGCAGUGUGGUGACACAGACUAUACGGACAUACAAGACAGACCAGUUCCCCCUGCUUCUUAUAGUCAUGGGCAAACGCACAUCCAAUGAAGUUCUAAAUGUUAUUCAAGGCAAUACGACAGUGGACGAGCUGAUGAUGAGGUUAAUGGGAGCAAUGGAGAUCUUCACAGCACAACAACAAGAGGACAUAAAAGAUGAGGACGAGCGCGAGGCAAGAGAGACGGUGAAGAGAGAACAGGACGAGGCCUACCGUCUGUCUUUAGAGGCUGACCGUAAAAAGAGAGAAGCCCAAGAGAGAGAAGAGGCCGAGCAGGUUCGCUUGGAACAGAUGAGAAAGGAGCAGGAGGAGGAGAAGGAGGCAAUCCGUUUGUCAUUGGAGCAGGCCCUACCGCCAGAGCCAGAAGAGGAUUCAGCCGAGCCAAUCAGCAAACUGCGAAUCCGCACACCAAGUGGCGAGUUUCUGGAGAGGCGUUUCCUGGGCAGCUGUAAGCUCCAGGUCCUCUUCGACUUUGUGGCCUCCAAGGGAUACCCCUUUGAAGAAUUCAAGCUCCUCACCACCUUCCCUCGUAGAAAUAUCACCCAGUUGGAUCCAGGGUCAACUCUGCUGGAGGCCAAGUUGUUUCCACAGGAGACGCUCUUCCUAGAGGCUAAAGAAUAGGAACUGGCCCUCUAAUAGCUGAGAGGACCGACUGACUGACUGAUGAACUGGCUGGACACACACUAGUCACCGAGCAUGGGCCCUCACCAGUCUGGGCCUACAGUAUACACAUACACAGACACACACACACAAACACAAAACCAUCCUCGCAGACGUACAUGAACACACUGGCAUGCACAUCCAGUGACACACAAGUGCAAGUAAGCUUCUCUGCCCUCGGCCUAGUCGUGGCACAUGAAUGCCUAGUGUACACGUGUUGCACAGAGGAGCAAAGACAGUAUCACAAGCACACAGCCAAACAUUCACCUCCCCCAAAUCUCUCUCUCU
Messenger RNA from Morone saxatilis (striped sea-bass), 2603 nucleotides. RefSeq names its product Fas (TNFRSF6) associated factor 1 (gene faf1). Bases 252 to 2276 code for a protein of 674 amino acids. Gene Ontology annotation, molecular function: NF-kappaB binding; ubiquitin binding. Gene Ontology annotation, cellular component: endoplasmic reticulum; nucleus. Lineage: Eukaryota; Metazoa; Chordata; Actinopteri; Moronidae. The record is from RefSeq and is a predicted model, not a curated record. The transcript has 19 exons.